UAGUCUUCUUUGUUAAACCAAAAUAUUAUUUUGUUCAUGUAUAAAUAUGCGGGACAUUUAUCUCUCAGCAGUGUUGGUUAUCAUCGUAGAUUCUUUUUCUCUCACCAGGAAGGGAAAAAAAAAUCAAAACAAAAAAAAAACGAAAACAAUAAACAAAAGCAUUUCACCUGCCGACGGAAAAUCUGACUGGAGCUUCAACUAUUCAGUCUACACCGCCGUGCUGUCAUGGCCCCAAUUGCAAGCAAGUUGACGCCGCGCUCGUCGGCUGUCAUUACAGCUUCAGGAUUUGCACUUGCCUUUUUGUAUCGUAUUCUAUCGCAACGUCUUCACAAUAAAAAAAAUGAAGAAAUUGAGGUUGUCAUUCCACAGAAAGAUGAAAAGAAAGAAAAGCCAGCAGUGGACCAGGUUUUUCUUGCGCGGCUGUUAAAGAUUUUGAAGAUUAUGAUUCCAGGCUGGCUGUCUGUUGAGUCAUGGUACCUUGUGAUGGUUGCUCUUUCUUUGAUUGCUCGGACAUAUGCUGAUGUAUGGAUGAUCCAAAAUGGAACAGCGAUUGAAAGUGCCAUCAUUGGUAGAGAUUUGGAACUUUUCAAAAUACACUUGUUCCGAUUUAUUUAUGCAAUGCCAGCUGUUUCUGCUACAAAUAAUUUAUUGAAAUAUGGACUCAGCAAACUAAAGCUCCACUUCAGAGUUCGAUUGACAAACCAUCUAUAUGAGAAAUAUUUAAAAGGGUUCACAUUUUACAAGAUGAGUAACCUUGAUAACCGUAUUUCAAACCCUGAUCAACUCCUCACUCAAGAUGUAGAGAAAUUUUGUAACUCUGUCGCUGAUUUGUACUCAAACUUAAGCAAGCCUGUUAUGGAUGUAAUCAUCUACAGCUUGAAACUGACCAAUAGUAUUGGAAUUCAGGGUCCAGCAACUAUGUUAUUGUACUUAGCUAUAUCUGGUUUAGUCCUUACACGUGUACGCCGUCCAGUUGCUAAGCUGACAAUGAAAGAGCAGCGUCUGGAAGGAGAAUAUCGAUACGUAAACACCAGGUUAAUCACUAACAGUGAAGAAGUAGCCUUCUACCAAGGGAAUAAACGAGAGCACAAUAUCAUUAUUGCAACUUUUAAGAAAAUGGUUAGCCAUGCAAAUUCCUUCAUAUUCUUCCGUAUGCAAAUGGGUUUCAUCGAUAGUAUCAUUGCCAAAUAUGUUGCAACUGUUUGUGGAUAUUUGGUAGUAAGUCGUCCAUUCCUGAACCUUGCUCAUCCACGCCAUCUACACAGUACCAAAAGUGAACUCCUGGAGGACUAUUAUAAAAGUGGGAGAAUGCUGGUCAAAAUGGCAGAAGCUACUGGACGAAUUGUACUAGCUGGGCGUGAAAUGACUCGAUUAUCAGGAUUCACUGCCCGAGUAAUAGAGUUGAUGCAAGUUCUUGAUGAACUCAAUAAAGGAUCAUAUAAACGCACAAUGGUAAUUGAAAAUGGUUUGAACAGACCAACCCCGCUAAAACCUGGCAGUGGCAAAAUUAUUUUCAAAGAUCACAUGAUUAUGUUUGACAAAGUUCCAUUAGUGACACCUAAUGGCGAUGUUCUAAUCAAGGAGCUAACUUUUGAGGUACAUUCUGGCAUGAAUGUUUUGGUAUGUGGUCCAAAUGGAUGUGGAAAAAGUUCUUUGUUCCGUACUCUUGGAGAACUGUGGCCAUUGUUUGGUGGAACAUUAAUUAAACCAGAUAAACGGAAACUCUUUUACGUCCCUCAGCGACCCUAUAUGGCUGUUGGUUCACUCCGAGAACAAAUGAUAUACCCAGAUGUUCAUGUAGAUCAAAGGGCAAAGAACAUUAAUGAUGCUCAACUGGAAGAUAUUUUGGAAAAGGUUCAGUUAGGGUAUUUACUGGAGAGAGAAGGUGGUUGGGAGUCAGUGAAGGAUUGGAUGGAUGUGCUCAGUGGAGGUGAAAAACAAAGAAUGGCUAUGGCUCGUCUCUUCUAUCACAAACCCCAGUUUGCUAUUCUAGAUGAAUGUACAAGUGCUGUCAGUGUCGAUGUCGAAGGUUUUAUUUACCAACAUUGCAGAAAGCUUGGAAUUACACUGUUUACAGUUUCACAUAGAAAAUCUCUGUGGGAGCACCAUGAGUAUUACUUGAAGAUGGAUGGACAAGGCAACUAUGAAUUCCAGCCAAUCACACCUGAAACAAAAGAAUUUGGUUCAUGACUUAACAAGAUUGCUGUAAAUUGUAUUGGUUGAUGAAUACUGAUAACAUCUUGAUAAGAUAGUGUCUGCUGGCACCUGUUAUUUGAAAAUCAACUGUCUGACAAAUGUGUGUGUGUGUAUAUAUAUAUUUAUGUAUAUGUAAAUAUAUAUGUGUGUGUUUGCGUAUAUAUACACAUAUACAGGUGUACAUACUCAUGUAUAUUUCUGUGCAUGUAUAUGUGUGUAUAUAUAAUAUACACAUGUGUAUAUGUAUACACACAUAUGUAUGUAUGUUUGGAUAUGUUGUCUGAAUUUUGAUGCUAUUAGCAUGGAAAAAAUAUAGGGCAAAUGUACAUACAUACAUACAUGUAUAAAUAGCAUGUACAUGUGUUUUUAUUGUAUUAUGUGUAUAAACAUCUGUGUGUGCAUGUGUGUGUAUGUAUAUAUAUAUAUAUACACACACUAAACUAAUGUCAGAGGCAGGAUUUUAUGAAAAUGAGAUAAAAGUAUGUCAAUUUGAAAUAGAUAAAUUUACCAGCUAGGAAUGAGCAUCAAUUACGAUAAUAAUAUUAAUUAAUAAAUGUUAAUAAUGAUGAUGAUAAUAAUGUAAA
Molecule: messenger RNA, 2780 nt
Organism: Octopus sinensis (East Asian common octopus)
Lineage: Eukaryota; Metazoa; Mollusca; Cephalopoda; Octopoda; Octopodidae
Product: ATP-binding cassette sub-family D member 3
Exons: 27
Coding region: 226-2190 (654 amino acids)
Biological process (GO): long-chain fatty acid import into peroxisome; peroxisome organization; very long-chain fatty acid catabolic process
Cellular component (GO): peroxisomal membrane
Molecular function (GO): ABC-type transporter activity; ATP binding; long-chain fatty acid transmembrane transporter activity
Source: RefSeq, a predicted model, not a curated record